AUGGGGAAAUUUUUUAUUUGUUUUUUGAUGUGUUCAAUGUUUUUUUGUUUUGUUAAUUGUGUUGAACCUCCAAAAGAUGAAUAUGACUGUUUCUUUAAUUUUAUUACAAAAAUAAACCUUUUUUCAUUCUUUCCAAAAAUCAAUGCCACUCACUAUAAUUUUUGUUCAGUUAAUAUUAAGUGUGAUGAAGUUACUGGAACAAUAAAAGAUGUUACUAUAUUAAACACAUUAACUAGUGGAUAUAACAACCAAGCAAUACUGCCAACAGAUUUAGCGUGUCUUCCUAAUUUUAGUAGAAUAUUUUUACAAAAUUUAAAUAUUUCAAAAGAACUUGUAUUUUAUCAAUUCCCACAAACAAUUUAUGAAGUAACAUAUAAUUAUGAAAACUAUGCUUGUAGUCCAAUUGAUCAAAAAUUACCUGAUAUUCCAUCUUUUUUUUUUUAUUGUAAAUCCAUUUCCGGAACAAGAAUAAAAAUGUCACACAUAAUGAAUCAGAGACUUUUUAAUUUAAAAUAUAGUUACGUAUAUUUUGAAAACGAUGUUAUUGCAACGCAUAAUAUCUCAAUGGUUGCGUUUACAGCAACUUCAUUAAACUUUGCAGACUUUUCAAACUUUAAGAGUUUACAAACUUUCUCAAUGUAUUUUAAUCAAGAUUUUGUAAUUUCAUCAAUCCAAAACUUUUCAACAAUUAUUGCAAAUUCCAUACAAAUAGAGCACGACACAGGUAUUUUGUAUCCAUUUUAUAUACCAUUAAAUAAUUUCACUCAAUUACUAGCAAUAACCGCACUUUUUGAAAAACCAAUUUCAUUAAUAAAUCUUUCAACUUAUGGUUUUAAGCAACUGCAUCUUUUGCAUGUUGGAAACGAGUUUAAUUUAAAUGGUGAGAUUCCGAUAAUUCCACCUCAUGAUUGCUAUUUUUUAGUAUACUAUGGCAAUUUUAAUGUAUUUCCAAAUUUUUCAAUUAUUACAGGAUCUUUUGGUUCUUAUCAGUCAAACUUUUCAAUUACUUUACCACCAUAUUCAGGUAAAGGUGCAAUGAUCUCUUUAAUAAACAAUAACCUUAUUGGAACAAUUGAUGAAUCUUGGUGUAAUGUCAAUUUGGUAAUUUAUAAAAAUAAAUUAACAGGAAAAAUACCUUCAUGUUUUACUUGUUAUUUUUCAGAUCCCUCUAUAUUUAAUUAUUUUUCUGGUAACCAAUUUACAAACUACAACCAAUCAAUUGGAUGUUCUGAAUUUGCACCAAGAUUUCAAUUAUUGGACAUUUCAACCAAAACUUUCCGUGUAACAGGUAUUAAUAUAGGUUUUUAUCCUAAUAAUUGGUUAUUAAACUCAGUUGAUUCCCCAUAUAGUACUCAAAUUAUCUCAAUGGG
This is a messenger RNA of Dictyostelium discoideum AX4, 1370 nucleotides long. RefSeq lists its product as hypothetical. The annotation marks the transcript as partial. The record is from RefSeq and is a predicted model, not a curated record. NCBI's taxonomy places the organism in Eukaryota, Evosea, Eumycetozoa, Dictyosteliales, Dictyosteliaceae. The transcript is spliced from 5 exons.